Molecule: messenger RNA, 3944 nt
Organism: Acanthoscelides obtectus
Lineage: Eukaryota; Metazoa; Arthropoda; Insecta; Coleoptera; Chrysomelidae
Source: the annotation of a GenBank genome assembly
AAUUGAUUUCCUACAACAAAAGAAUGAUAUAAAGUAUCCUCCAGUAAAAAGUUCCUUCAAAAAUGAGCUUACAGCAAAUCGAAAUCGACAUGUUCCUGUGCAAACCACAUUUUAGAAAAAAACCUCAAAGUAUCCUGAACGAAGAGGUACCCGUUUUCCAGAAAAUAUGUAAGCAAUACAAGAAUAAAACAAAGUUGUUUUGUGUCACUGAAAUGGAGAGGUUAGUUGUCAGUUUGACGUUAUUUUUUUUAUCAAGUGAUGAGAAUGUCAAUGCUUUACUCAAUCACUCUGAUCCCAUGUUAAAACAAAAUCAAUUUAUUGAUUCAUCUUAUGGCAUUUGUGACGUCAACGUCUAAAUCAUCUGCGUUUUGUUUAGUUUAUACCAAUACUUGCGUCCAUGUAAGAAAGCGGCGAAAAGAAAAAUGCUACUAUUUCGAACAACCUUCCGACUUUUGUAGAAUUGUGGUAUUUUAACAUUCAUGAAACAUUGCAGAUAAUCAAUACGAAAUGGAUCAAGAAACAGCGCGUAAGUUAUACGAAGAGGGAGCAAUAUUUGUGUUUCUGAAUGUACCAGAAGGUACAGAAUUUGGAAUUGAUAUGAAAUCUUGGAACACUGGAGAGAAAUUCAGGGGAGUAAAAAUGAUCCCACCUGGUCUACACUAUCUUUUUUACAGUGCUGUAUCAAACACAGGUGAUACUGCCCCUAGAACAGGAUUUUUUCACAAUUUUAGAAAAGCUGAAGUAUUGGUAAAAAGUGGGAUCAGGUGAAUGAGUGCGUUAGUCCUGAAACUGUCAGUGAUGAGGACAUUGUCAGACUAAAAGGAAACUUGAGAGCUCUAGAUAAUUUCUUAGGGCCUUAUCCUUAUGAUAUUAAAGAUAGAUGGAAAAGAUUAACAUCAGACCUCACUGAUGAUCUGGUAAAAAGUCUUGUUCCUAUAUCUGGAUUUAUACAAUCAGCAUUGGAGUUGGAAUCUUGCAGUAAUUCUGAUAGGCCUAAAGGAAAGAAAGCUGAUGAGAAUGAUGAGGAUAAUCCAUCUCCAACUGAAGCAAAGCGAUCUAGGAAAUCUGACAACCUAGAUGCAUUAUUGCCCCAUUUAAAAGCAAAAGCUGGUACUGAGCUCAGAUUAACAAAGUUUCCUGAGAAGAAAUAUCCAGAAGGUUCAACUCCAGCUGAUAUAACAAAGCAUUCCCUUGAUUCAUCCUAUGUUUUGACCUGAUUGCCAGCUCAUAUCAAAAACCAGAUAAUAUUAUAGGGGAGCUUCAGUUCUGUUACAUUUGUUUCCUGGUAGGUCACAGCUUAGAAGCAUUUGAUCAAUGGAAGAAAAUCUUUAGCCUUUUUUGUUCUUGUGAAGCAGCUGUGAAAAAACAUCGAAGGCUAUUCAAUAGAUUUUUGAUCGUCAUAGAGGCACAGGUACAGGAAGUUCCUGAAGAGUUUCUAGCAGACAUUGUAACUAACAAUAAUUUUGUCUAUGUAAAACUAAGGCAGUUGUUCCGGACCAUCCAAGGAUUGGACAUUGAUGGAGAAAUCAAAACUAAGGCAGAGAGAUUGAAAAAAAGCUUGACAGAUUUGUAUGAGUGGGAUUUUGGACAUUUGGAAUCUGAGGAUGAGGAUGAUGCACCAGUGAUUGUUGAAAUAGCGAUCUGCUUGCAUAGUUGUGCGCCUCUUAUGUGCAAAUUGUUCCAUUUUUGCACAUUGUUGUAUAGAUCUGCUGCUAGGUCCCUUACCACUCUAGGCACACCUGUUAGGUUCUUCUGACUAUUAGGGCUUGCAAUGGGACUCUGAUGUACUAUAAAACAAGAAAGCCAGAUUUCUAGUUAUAGAGUAUAAAAAUGGGUAAGCCAAAACGGGGUCGUUGUGCGAAACGAAAUAAGAAUAAAGCCACAGAGCCUGAUGAACUAGUACAAGCUCCACAUUCAUUUGUAAUCCACCGAGGGCUUCCCGGUGCGCAUAUCUUGGAGUUAACUAAGGAUUUCAGGAGAGUUAUGGAACCAUAUACGGCCACAUCGCUAAAGGAGCGCAAAAAGAACACUAUAAAAGACUUUUUGUCUGUAGCUGGCCCCCUCCAUGUCUCCCAUAUAUGCAUAUUCUCCAAAACCAGCUUAGGAAUGUAUUUAAAGAUAGCCAGAUUGCCUAGAGGUCCUACAUUGACCUUUAAGAUCCACAAUUUCUCAUUUGCUAGAGAUGUUGUUUCUUCUUUGAAAAAGCAGUCAGUAGUUGAGGAAGCAUUCAAACAUGCCCCUCUGAUAGUACUUAAUAGCUUUAGUGGAGAAGGAUUGCAUCUCAAAAUGAUGGCUUCUAUGUUUCAGAAUAUGUUUCCUACAAUCAACUUGCUGACUGUUGAUUUGAAUACUGUUCGUAGAUGUGUCUUACUAAACUAUAAUUCAACCACAAAAAUGAUAGAUUUCAGGCACUACAGUAUUAGAGUAGUACCAGUAGGUAUCUCAAAAGGUGUCAAGAAAGUAGUGCAAGGAAAAGUUCCGGAUCUUAGCAGAUGCAAUGAUAUUGCCGAGUUUUUCACAAAGGCUGGUAUGUUAUCAGAAAGUGAGGCUGAAGAUGAUCCUCAACAUCAGGUAACUGUACCACAAAAACUAAAGACCAGAGGAACUUUGGAGCAAGGAAAAUCGGCCAUUAGGCUAAGUGAGCUGGGCCCUCGUCUGACUUUGAGUCUAAUCAAAAUUGAAGAUGGACUCCUCGAUGGAGAGGUGCUCUAUCAUGAUCUCAUUCAUAAGAGUGAGGAAGAACGCGAGGAAAUACAGAGGAAACGUGAAAUGAAAAAGAAACUUAAAGAAAAGAGAAAGAGGAUUCAAGAAGAGAACAAGAAAAAGAAAGAAGAAUUAAAGGCACAGUUGAAAGAAAAGUCAAUAAAGGGUCAAAAAGAGAAAUCUGAAUUAAGAGUGGUUACAAGUGAACAGAAAGAAGAAAUGAAAAUAGAUAAGAACCAAGAAGAAAAUGCAGAAGUAGAAGAUGAUGAUAGGGAGUAUUAUAGAGAAGAAGUGGGCGAAGAACCGGACAAAGAUCUAUUUUCGUCAAGGCCUGGUGGCUAUAAACGUAAAUUCCGUCCUCCCGCAUAUGGAAAUAAAAAACGAAAGACAGAGGACGGGCCACAAAGGGACAGAAAUCAGAAUCAGAGAGACACAAGAGAUGGCCACAAAAAGUCUGUUGGUUUUAAGUCGAAAAAAAGGGAGACUUUCAGGAAGGGUGCUAAGGGUGGUGGUGGAGAAAGGGGAUUCAAGCGGGGAGGAAAGCAGAGCGGCAAAGGGAAAAGGGUGGACAAGACGAAUUCUGCUAAUAGGGAUAAUCGGCCUGUUGGAGGAAAUGCACGCAACUACCGGAGGUGAUCUAUGUGGAUUUUAAGUGUUGAAAAAAUUUAGUUUGGAAUGAGAUUCAAUCAUCAUAUAAUAAAAUUCUACCCAUUUGUUGGUUUUUGAAUAUGUCCUAGAACUUGGUGCAUGAGAUUAACUAAACUCCUCAGAUUUGUAGAUUCUAAUCACAAUUACUUAAAUCUUGAAUCCAGGUAGAUUAGUAGCCUUUAUACUAUCAUAUAGUAUAUUACACAACUCGAGCAUCAUAGGACGUGUAAACUGAAAAAUUGGCCAACGAGUCCCAGUGUGUUGCUUCCGUCUCCGUUUAAGGUAGUAAUUGCAUUUCAUCACAAUUUAUAAGAAUGCUUGAAAUAUUUAUAUGUUCCAGUCAUUGUAUUGACAUGCAUUUUCAUGAAUUGAAUGAAAUUAACCAUUUUAUUCCUGAGGAUUAUUCCCUGUAACAUUUACAUGGGUUCUUCUCGGAAAUAUUUUCCUCUUCUAUUCCAUUUUCACCAGUAACAGUUCAUUUCGUUGCUGUUUAGUGCCUUGUAUGUAGUAAUACAGUGCACGGCUGGGGAUAAAUCUGAUCUCCGCCCUAGUAACACUUUAUGAAAGCACACACAAUAUGGUACUAACAUGUG